AUGACUUCCAUGGUUAUGCCAAGUAGAUGUUCAUGUACCCCACAAACCGGAUGCGGGGUUAACAUGCACCGCCGUCGACCCAGUCCCUCGGCUCGUUUCUUCGGUGUUUGGUUUGCAGGAUAGAUGCCGGCACGCACGAACACAGGUGCAUCUCGGACAGUAUCCCCCAUUCGGCAGUGGUUUCUGUUGUUUUGUUGAGGUGUUGAGGGUGUUGAACUGUCAUGUCCAACAUCCCUGUCUCCCCAAGGGCGUACAGCGUUCGAGGUUCAAGUGCUUUACGGGUCGUGGACCGAGGUUGAUUAGUUAUCAAAUCCAUCUUCAUCCCCAACCAUCUUUGUUCCGUGGCAUCGUUCACAACAACUUCCGCCGCCUACUUAUACCGUCUGUACAAUCACUAUCUAUGACGAAAUCUGAUCUAUAAUCACGUCGUCCACGCCUUUGUCAUCUCUGCGAGACCCUACAAGUCGCCACCGCAACCAUGGCCCCGCCCAAGAUCACGCUUUACGUUGACACCGUCAGCCCGUUUGCCUACCUGGCGUAUUACAUUCUCCGGCACAAUGAGGUCUUCAAGGGGUGUGAUAUCACCUACGUGCCCAUCUUCCUCGGCGGUUUGAUGCACAAGUGCGGCAACACCGCGCCCAUCAAGAUCAAGAACAAGGACACAUGGAUCAACGUCGAACGCCUCCGCUGGGCGCGGAACUUCUCCGUGCCCAUGACGACCGGCCUGCCGCCCGACUUUCCGGCGAACACGCUGCCCAUCAUGCGCGCGCUCUGCGGCCUCGCCGAGUCCGAUGCCACCGACGGAUCCGGCCAGCAGCCGCGCCUAAUCAAGGCGCUCGACGCCUUCUACUCGCAGUACUGGGAGCACGCCGCCGCGACGCACAAGCCCGAGGUGCUGAAGGAGACGAUGGUGGGCUUGUUUGGGGAGGCCGAGGCCGAGAAGAUUCUCCAAGCAUCCACCGCCCCCCCAGCCAAAACCGCCCUCGCGACCAACACCGACGCGGCCUUCGCGGCCGGCGCGUUCGGCCUGCCGUGGCUCUACUGCACCAACAGCGCGGGCGAGAGCGAAGGGUUCUUCGGCGUGGACCACCUGGGCCAGGUGGCGCAGUUUCUAGGGCUGGAGAGGCCUGUUGGGCCGGUUGGGAAUGGGAAGGAAGGGGAGGGGGAGGGGGAUGGGAGUGGAAAGGGGUGGAGGGCGCUGCUUUAACUUUUG
Chaetomium fimeti is the source of this 1213-nucleotide messenger RNA. RefSeq names its product thioredoxin-like protein. The record is from RefSeq and is a predicted model, not a curated record. Gene Ontology annotation, molecular function: glutathione transferase activity; glutathione peroxidase activity. Gene Ontology annotation, cellular component: peroxisome; mitochondrion. Gene Ontology annotation, biological process: glutathione metabolic process. The transcript is spliced from 5 exons. The coding region runs from base 479 to 1207 and encodes 242 amino acids. Lineage: Eukaryota; Fungi; Ascomycota; Sordariomycetes; Sordariales; Chaetomiaceae.